Molecule: messenger RNA, 1173 nt
Organism: Durusdinium trenchii
Lineage: Eukaryota; Dinophyceae; Suessiales; Symbiodiniaceae
Source: the annotation of a GenBank genome assembly
AUGGAUGAAGAAGUCGUGAUCAUCAUGGAUUCGGGUGGAGGGAGCAUGUCGCAUUUUGCGACAGAGGUGGGCGUUUUGUCGGCAAAGUAUCGUUGCCGACCUUUCUAUUUAGCUCCUUACCACACGGCAGCUUUGAUGCCACUUGACCAGGCCCCAAACAGAGAAUUCGAACGUGCGUGGAGUGAAUGCCGGUCAAAACAAAGCAACUUUUCGACGCUGCAGGCGUUGGACGCCUGUCAUGAGUGCUGGGACAAAGCGUAUUCUUCACAGAAUGUGCUCAAGGGCUUUGCUAGUGUUGGGAUGACUCUUGGGAAGCCUUUGUGUCGGGAGAAGGUCCUUCUCGAACGAGGACCACACCUCUUUCGCAAAACGGUGCCCAAGCAGGAGAGGAACUAUGUGAGUGACUGCGCAGACAAAGUUCUUUCACCGCCCAAGGGCUACAAGAGAGCGCCUGAUAGCGUGCGAUGUUCGUCGGCCAAAUGCCGUGGCCUUGUGCAACCUGGACAUCAGUUCUGUCCCACAUGCGGUGCAAAGAAUGAAUCUUUCGAUCCCAUAGCGCAGGCAGUGGACGCAGGUGCCCGCCAACAGGGUUAUCGGCGAAAAGCGACCGCCUUGGUGGAUUUGCAAGAUGCUUUAGACUUUGAACCUGCUUGCAAAAAACAUUUGGUCAAGGUUUGGGGCGAUAUGCUCAGCAAGAUGAGAGCCCCAUCCAAAGAUGAAAGUGCGCCCACAACACCAGCUCCUACCCCGCCAACUCCUGCUCCCACAACCCCUGCGCCCCAAGUUGUGCCUGCCACACCGGCGCUACAGACCAAGGGGCCACAGGCUGCUCCAAGCACGGCCCCAGCUGCAACAGCAAAAGCUCCAGAAGCUCAAGGGAAGCAGGCAGAAGCAGAAGAAAACUGUGAGUUUGACCUUGACAACCCAGAAGAUGUUUGCAAUUACAUCUUGGGCCAUUUUAAGGCUAGCUUGCGGGAGGGCGCAAUGCCGGCGGUCAAGUUUUACGUCGGUCAGUUGAAAGCAAAAUGCACCAAGGCGAAGCCAUUGUCAAGUUUGGUGCAACAUGAAAUUGUUUCAUCACGAGUGUUGAUGAAGCCUCACACCAGAGACAUGUGGCUGAAGAGCUGGGUGUCCAACAGAUCUCACCGGUACGUUUCACUUCCAAAGAAAUAG